UGGUAUUUUUCCAUAUUCUAGAUGGAGAAUAUCAAAAACUUCCUCCCAGAUGAGGAUAUUCUUGCUAAUUUGGAUGGCAAUCUGUCCGAUCUCGACCUUCCUGGGAUGUCAUCAGAUGAUGAGGAUGGUGACAAGACAUUCGUGCCUCCAGCUCAUACUGCUGGGCAGAGUGAGUCUGAAGAUAUCAGCUCUGAUGAAGAUUCACCACUGCCACCUGAUCCUGGGCUAGAACCUGAUCCUGGGGCAGAAUCUGAUCCUGCACCUGUACUUAGCAGGAAGCCCAUUAACAAGCAGAGAACUAGGAGAAUGCUUUGGCGAAAUGAGGCAUUCAAUGAGAAACCAUGGCCUGGACCUCUAGACCUUGAGACAAUUGAGAAUCCUGAUCCAGUUCGCACUCCACUGAGUUAUUCCACAUACUACUUCCCUGAUGAGUUUUUCAAGCUGGCAUCAAACUUCACCAACAUCUAUUCAUUAUCAAAUGGAAAGCAGCUGAAUACCAAUCCACAAGAGCUCAAACGUUUUUUUGAUUUCAUCCUCGAUUCUAUUAUUAAUGUGGGGGCAGGAACUGAAAUCACCAAUGAUUAUGGGGUUGGGAUGUCAGAGUCAGUUGUAACAACGCUACUGAAAGACUUUCUAGGUAAAGGACAUUCUGUGUACUUGGAUAAUUGGCUCAGGCUACAGAAGAAAAUACUUCAGCUCGAAAAUGAAGUCUCAUCACUGGAAGCACAGCUCAAGGAGAAAGAGUCGAUGAUGGAGGUCAUCCUGAAUGAAGAGCAGAUCUCUGCUUUGAAAUGCACACCAAACAAGUGGAGCAACAAUCGGUUCUCAUGA
Nilaparvata lugens (brown planthopper) is the source of this 831-nucleotide messenger RNA. RefSeq lists its product as uncharacterized. The transcript has 4 exons. Bases 22 to 831 code for a protein of 269 amino acids. NCBI's taxonomy places the organism in Eukaryota, Metazoa, Arthropoda, Insecta, Hemiptera, Delphacidae. The record is from RefSeq and is a predicted model, not a curated record.